CUGGGAAUCAAGAAGCAAACGAAUGAUACUUGAAGAUCCCAAGAAGUGAGCGGGUCUUUUUCAGAGUUACUCUUGCUAGACUGCCAGACAAAGCCCUCCGCCUAAGGAUGAUGGGACCUGAUUUCUCAUAGGCAAUUGCAGUGGAAAGGUUGAGUGAUGCAGCAUAUACUUUCUCAAGCAAUGGAGCUACAACCUUUCCCAGGGCUGGCUUUGAACACCUAGCUUCGGCAGACACACGUGCCCGUAUCAUCCAUGGGGACCAAUCUACUGUCGUAGCAACAAGACAAGGGAAGCGAAAGCUACCAUGGCCGGCCAUGUAGAGACCAUGAAGGUUUCAAUUCUGCUGAUGAGCGGUGAAGUCAUAGUGAUCGAUGUGAUGCCGGACAUCGAAAUCAGCAACUUUAAGAGUCAGCUGAAAGCAUUACAGCCCGAAGAAGACCAAGUCAGCAAGGUGACGACGGUGGAAUUGAUCAUUGAUGGGCAAAAAGUGGACGAUAAAAACAAAAUCUUAAGGGAGACAGGAAUCUCUCCGUCUUCUCAAGUGCACGUUAUGUUUCUCAGCCACAUGGUGGAGUGCUACAGCAAAGCAACAUCGGGCUGCAAUGUCACAAACCUCUAUGCAGUGAGCAUCCCCGACACAGCGACUGGCAUUGAGGAUUUCGCCUUCAAAGGCUGUGUGCAUUUGGCCAAUGUGACAAUUCCGAGCUCAGUGACGAUCAUAGGUAAACAUGCUUUCUCAGGGUGUGCUUUAACGAGCUUAAGAAUCCCAAACUCUGUAAUCUCCAUCCAGGACUUUGCCUUCACGCAGUGCACUGCCCUGUCAAAUGUGAUCAUUCCCAGCUCUGUGGCUUCCAUUGGCAAAUCAGUUUUUCUGUGGUUGCAACUCUUUGGGCAGCUUGUCAAUCUCUGGUUCCAUGACUCGUAUCGAAGACGGCUGCUUUUCAGGUUGUUGCGCAUUGGCAGAAUUGAUAAUCCCUGACUCCGUAACUUCUAUUGAUGAUUCUGCCUUCUGGGGUUGUAGCUCUUUAGUUUCUCUAAGCAUUCCAAACUCUGUUACUCAUAUUGGGGAUUGGAGUUUUAUAGCUUGCAGAUCCUUGACCAGCCUGACGAUCCCAGACUCUGUGACGUUCAUCGGCAGAUCAGAGUUUCAAAACUGUAGCUCUUUAGCCAUCGUGAACAUCUCCAGCGCUGUUUCAUCCAUCAGCGAAAGCGCUUUUCAAUGCUGCAGUGCUCUGGUGGCUUUGACCAUUCCCAACACAGUAACUUCUAUUGAGGACUUUGCUUUCUCUGAAUGUAGCUCUUUGUCCAGCCUGAUGCUCCCCGACUCUCUGACUUUCAUUGGGGCAGAUGCAUUUCGAGGAUUCCCGAGUCUAUGACUUCAAUUAUUUCAGGUGCCUUUCGAAACUGCAAGGCUUUGUCCAGUUUGACACUUCCAGAGUCUGUGGAGUUCAUUGGUGAUUGCUCUUUCCAAAAUUGCAGCUCAUUGGUCAGCUUGACAAUCCCUGAUUCUGUGACUUCCAUCGGCCAAUAUGCAUUUCAAGGCUGCAGUUUGUUGAGAACACUGUGGUUUGUCCCCGAAACCGAGCUCGUUUCUAUUGGGAAGUUUGCCUUUGAGGGCUGCACUUCAUUGGCCAAUGUUACCGUGCCUGACUCUCUCACCCCUUUUGUUGCCUUCGCAGAAAA
Durusdinium trenchii is the source of this 1683-nucleotide messenger RNA. Lineage: Eukaryota; Dinophyceae; Suessiales; Symbiodiniaceae. The record is from the annotation of a GenBank genome assembly.